This is a messenger RNA of Penicillium olsonii, 4407 nucleotides long. The record is from the annotation of a GenBank genome assembly. NCBI's taxonomy places the organism in Eukaryota, Fungi, Ascomycota, Eurotiomycetes, Eurotiales, Aspergillaceae.
AUGGGUGUCGACCCUUUGUCCCCGAUUGCGCCUGUGCGCCUCAGGGCGCUUCUUCUUCCUAUUGGCAAGAUCAAGCGCUCACGAUUCCUCAGCUUCGCUGCACGACUACAGGCCGAGAACGUAGUUCGGCUAGGGGAUAUCAGCCCCGAUGCGAGGCCAAACAGAAACAUGUUCUCGCCACUAGCAUUUCCCACUGGAUUGAUUCUAUACGAUCUUGCCUUUUCGGUCCCUCCAACCUCGCACCUCGAAUUGUUCCCCUUCGAGAUAUACAGAGAGCCGCUGGUGGUUAUUGCGAUAGCUGAUGGCAAAGAGCUGCCACAAAGCACUGACGGAAAACAAAAGCAUCCGACUCCCGAGGGUCUCGAUCAAUUGCUAGAAGAAUUGGGCGGGGUGAAGGAGCGGAAUCCCCGGGCAUUAGUGAAUCAACUAUUGGUGUUCGACCAUGAGGGCCUGGACAAAGUCGUCAAUGGCCCGGAAAAUGUUCUUUGGGUGCCUCCACCCCAAGCAUCCAAAGCCACAACGAUGAAGACAGUUCUUUGCGAUGUGACCGCGGUCUUGCUCGCUGAACUGGACGAAUUUGCAAAGACGAUUCAAGCCAUCCCGUCAAUCGAGUCACCGAAGGCUUUCUCCUGGGGUCCACACCGAAACCCGGAGCUAAGACCGCGGCCGGUCGACCGGUUGCUAAAUCGGAUGACUCUUCCCGCCCAGCUACCCUCGAGCCCGAGUGGUGGCCAAGACACACCGCUGAGCUCCAACGGAAGUUCUCCAGCCCCGAGCGAUCAUGAGACUCCCACGACAUUUGACGAGAUUACUCGAUCCAUUCAUCUGUCCAGUCGCACAAACUCCGGCAGCAGAACCCCGUCAAUAGCGUCCGCGAAAGAGCAUAGUCGUGACCGAAUGUCUGUCAGCAAUAUGAGUGCUACUGAUAGGACCAAGAACAGAAUCAGAGGCCGUGCUGGAGUAGUCAUUGGCACACUGUUCCUGCAGGCAGGAAGGUGGCCAGAUGCCCUGAAAGAACUAACUGAGGCGGUUAACAAUGCCCGAGCGGGCAGUGAUUACAUUUGGCACGCCAAAGCCCUUGAGACGAUCCUUUUGUGUCUAAUUAUGUUCGGUUGGGCGGGAAUGGACUUCCAGAUUCCAUCAGCUCUAUAUCCCGUUGCUGAGAAGUCCUCCAAACCAUCAAGAGACUCAGUGACUCCUAGCAGCACUGGAAACCGAGUCGUCUCUUUGCACAAUCUGGCCAACCUCUUGCCGGACCUCUCAAACAACAUUUUGAAUCUCUAUAACCGCGCCGCCAACAUUACGGACGAGCCACUUCCUCAAUUGGUCUUCUCGGAAACAGUUAUUCGAUUGGCAAGACUGAUGGUUUCCGCUCGCGUGCGUGACGGGGCUUUAGAUGACAAUGCUCUGAAACACAUUGUGAUGAACGAAACUUUGGUUCCCUUGCUUCAGCCAGAACUCCCUCGCGGCACCGUGUUACUUCGAAAGUCUGAAAUUGCCAACUUUUUGUACCGGGCUCUGCCGCUGGCACCGGGCGCCGAUCUGCCUGCCACCGAUGCCGUGCCAAUUAUUGUUGGCGUAGUAUCUGUUUUAAACACCCUUGACUUGCCCAGGAAGAAGGCAUUCAUUCUACGCGAACUCCUUUCCGUGAUGGUACCAAGUCUGGUACAGGCGCGCAAGAUUGGCGCCGCAGAGGUCGGCAUACAUCCGGCUGCUGGCUUGGCAUCUCUCAGCGAUACUGCAUUUGACGUCAAUGCCCUGGAUGCGGGCUCUGGAAAUAUGGAGAGCAGUGUGCGAUUCCUCCUUGCGAAUAUUGGAGAAAUAUAUGGUGUCCAGCCUUCGUCUUUCUCUGAGUGGGAGAAGAGAAACAGCAAAUCAUCGGCAGCCAGUGGAUCCCAGGGAGACAAUGAGUAUGACUCUGUGGCUAGCAUCGCUGAAAGAGCGUUCAGGCAUGUGGUUUUGGAUCGUUAUGGAGACUUGAACCUGAAAAUUGAUGUCCUGAAAGCCUGCAUAAACUGCUGCGAAGCGCUCCCUGAUUUCAAUGGUGUUCUCCGCUUUACUGUUGAGCUCUUGCAGACUAUUCGGGGAGAUAUCAUGCUAGGUGAAGGAUACCGGAACCCACCAUACCUCCCACAAGACGAACAAGUUCGCCUUUUGAACAACAUCAAGCGAACUGUAGGUGCUGGGUCCCGAUUGGGGGCCUCGGAAAUGGCCGCUGAAUACUGGGAUGACUUCCUGGUGCGUGAUGUUCAGUCUUUAGCGCUCCCAGACCCCAAGAGACCCAUGCGGCGGUCCAGGACGGAAUUGAACACAGCCACCACAACUUCUCAGACCAAGAAAAAAGACCCGUUCUUGUACAAUCCCUUCGCGAAAGCCGACAGCAAGGCAUUGGAAAUAAUCACAGUGGCCGAUGAACCUGCAUCUUACCGGGUCACUCUACAGAACCCCUACGAAUUCGAGGUUGAGAUCGAACAUCUGCGCUUGGAAAGUACUGGUGUGCCACUUGAUGCCGUCGCAGAGAAUAUUCUUCUUCCUCCUCUUUCAGUGCAGGAUGUUAUUGUGAUUGGCGUUGCUAAAGGAGAAGGCAGCCUUGACAUCACGGGUUGUAUUGUCAAAGUCCGCUACUGUCGGACGCGAAGAUUCCCCAUCUUCAAGAAAUUUUGGAAGCCCGAGCCCGAGGUCAAAUUCAAACGAACAGGACUGGGUGCCAAACAGCCUCUGACGGCGCGCCCGAUCUCUUGGAGCUCAACAACCUCGAAAGAUGGCAAGGUGGACGUCAAGAAAGGACCCGAGGCCACCUCUUGUGAAGUCAAAGUAAUUGCCAAGCAGCCAUCACUCGUGAUUGAGUCGAUGUCUCUAUCACAAUCGGCAAUGAUGGUUCUCGAAGGUGAGGUCAAGACGUUCACAAUCACACUACACAACGCCUCUACGUGCCCUGUGGACUUCGUCUUGUUCUCUUUCCAAGAUUCAACAACAAAGCAACUGCAGUCGGCUCUCGCCAACAAGGAUUUAUUGCCCGUCGAGACUUAUGAGCUCGAAUUGAAGCUGGCGACAAAUCCAGCUUUGCGAUGGCGUCGCGAGGGGAAUGAUUCCAACGAUUGCUCGAUCGCAGCAGGCGAGAAAGCCAGUUUCACCAUUGAUGUUCUUGGAAAGCCAGGUUUGCAAGAAACCACAGUGCAGAUUGACUACUCCCGUCUGAAUGCAGCCCCAGGUGAAUUACCUGAUGUGUUUUACACUCGCCAGUUGUUUGUCCCAUUAACGGUCACGGUCAACGCAAGCGUCGAGGUUGCCCGCUGUGACAUACUACCCUUCAGUGGCGACUUUGCUUGGAAAAACAAUAUCGAGUCGCCAGUCGACUCGGCAAUUGAGUCCGAUGCGUUGCUCUCUACCGAAGACAACGAUCCUUUCUCCCAGAUCCUCAGUCGACUUGGCAACGGGCCCUAUGGGUCCGAUCACUGUGUCGUUCUAGUUGAUUUGCGCAACGCCUGGCCAAACCCGGUCUCUGUAUGGCUGCGCGUUAGCGAGCAGUCAGUAGAGUCUUCUUCGACAGAUGUUGCAAACAAACUUGACACGCGUGGCCAAUAUUCUGUCGGUGGAGAACUUCAGCCCGGUCAAACCUCUCGUCUCGUCCUGGUUCUGCCCCGAGUUUACCUUGACAACCCUCAUGCUUCUAUCCCGGUGGUGAACACCGGCACCCGGAGACAAUUCGUCGUCAGUGCCAACAAACUAUCAUUCGAAGCUGAAGCGGCUUCCCGUGAGGCUUUCUGGUUCCGCGAAGAGCUGCUCAAGAGAGUUCUUGGAGGAUGGAAAGAACCGGCUACAGGCCGUGAAGGAUCUAUUGACCUACGAAAUAUAAGACUCAACAACCGCAUGGUCGAAGCGAUGCGACUCGAAGACAUUGAAAUGACAUUCUCUCUAACCUCGCCAUCCUCACCCGAUGAUUCUGAUGCCGUCGAAGAAACCGGCCGCUCUCGCUUCAACGUCAAGACGGAUGACCUGCUCACAUUAAACGUCACCGUUCAUAAUCGUUCCUCCCGUCCAAUUCAUCCCCUCGUCCGUCUCCAACCUAGCCUUCGCCACCAGCCCAACAAUGUCGCACUCGAUCUUACUCGCCGUCUCGUUUGGACCGGCAUGUUGCAGCAAGCCCUCCCUAUUCUGCCGAGUGGCGAAUCUGCGAAGUCUUCCAUCGGCCUGACUGUGCUUUGUCGAGGAGAAUAUGAACUUGGUGCUAGCGUUGAGGAGGCUCGACUUCUGCGGCCAUCUCUCCCCGAUAGUGAUCCUCAAUCUGCCGAUACUGCGGAUAUGCAUGAUGACGGUGGCAUCAAAGAUACCUUUGGUGUGGAUGUCGUGCGCCGUCGACGUAUCUGGCAUGCCAAGGAAUCUUGUAUCAUCCAAGCCAGGGACUGA